This is a messenger RNA of Olea europaea var. sylvestris, 878 nucleotides long. Its product is annotated as protein YLS3-like. The coding region runs from base 91 to 693 and encodes 200 amino acids. NCBI's taxonomy places the organism in Eukaryota, Viridiplantae, Streptophyta, Magnoliopsida, Lamiales, Oleaceae. The record is from RefSeq and is a predicted model, not a curated record. The transcript has 3 exons.
CUUCAAAACCAAAUUCACAUUUUCAACCUAGCUUUCAUCAGGCAAAUACUUCUCUCCCUAGACAAAAAAGCAAGAGGAUAGGGGGAAAAUAUGCCUUCUCUCUCUAACAUUGUACUAAUUCUUUUGCUUCUCCUCAGCCUUUCAUCGAACACCUUUUCCCAAAACGCCGGAAUUGAACAAUGUAGCUCGAAUCUCCUACCUUUGGCCCCGUGCGCGCCUUUUGUGCAAGGUGCUGCGCCUUUGCCGGCCCAGUCGUGUUGUGACAACCUUAGACAACUCUAUAUUCAGCAACCUAGUUGCCUUUGUCUGUUUCUCAAUGAGACAACUUUGAGUUCUUUUCCUAUUAAUACCACACUUGCUCUCCAGUUACCCCUUAUAUGCAACCUUCAAAUAAGCAUUUCUACUUGCACAGGCACACCCUUGCCUUCAACUCCACCUAUCUCAGGGCCAAAAACAAAUUCAACUGUUGCAGGUUUGCAUCUUCUCUUCUCAUCAUUCUAUUAUGCGGCAAUUUAUGCUCAAAGAAACACGUACAAAUCGUUUGCUUCUCCAAUGGUGACAGUGGCGCCUAGGUCGAGCAUCAUGGGAUUUGGACUUAACCACAGUGUAGGAGUGAAGUUGAAUCCACAAAGUCAAGUUGUGAUGAUGCUGCUAAUAGCAAUUUUAUCUAUGUUUACAAGCAUACUAUGUUGAACCCACAAACAAUAAGAUUCUAUUAUUUCUAUUGUAGAUCAGUAUUUGUAUGUCUUUAACUUAUGCAGUAUAAUUUACUUUUUCGAAAAGAUAUAAUUAGUUGCAUAAUUUAAUUAACUAAUUAGGUAUAUCACUCGACUUCUAUCGUCACCUUAUUAUAAAGUUGUGGUUCGUUGAGAAAGAGA